AAGCACCACGUAUGGAAAUAAUAUUAGACAAGAUAUGUGCUUCCCUAUGGAUUACAAGAUCCCUGAAUUGUGCAGAGAACCAAAAGGUUUAAGAGAAAUUUUAAAAGAAAGAAAAUUGUGGCGUGAUGGAAUGAAGUUGAAGUGUAAAGGUGGAUGUAAAGAAAGAAGCAUUAAUUGUUGUGCAAGAACAGCAAUGGCAAACCAACCGGAUUUUAAAGCACAGUGUGGAAAACUUAAAGAAGCAAUUAUUUUGGUAGGCCAUAAAGUUAUAUUUUAUCCAAAAUUUCAUUGUGAGUUAAAUUACAUUGAAAAUUUUUGGGGAUCAGCAAAACGAUAUUCACGGAGCUAUUGUGACUAUACUUGGGAGGGUUUAAAAAAAACAGAAUCACAAGCUCUAGCAUCAGUACCACUUAGUGAAAUUAAAAGCAAGACAACAAGUCUACGAUGCUAA
Messenger RNA from Racocetra persica, 451 nucleotides. Lineage: Eukaryota; Fungi; Glomeromycota; Glomeromycetes; Diversisporales; Gigasporaceae. The record is from the annotation of a GenBank genome assembly.